Messenger RNA from Diplodia corticola, 1347 nucleotides. Its product is annotated as cyclin-like protein. Gene Ontology annotation, biological process: regulation of cyclin-dependent protein serine/threonine kinase activity. Gene Ontology annotation, cellular component: cyclin-dependent protein kinase holoenzyme complex; nucleus. The coding region runs from base 1 to 1347 and encodes 448 amino acids. NCBI's taxonomy places the organism in Eukaryota, Fungi, Ascomycota, Dothideomycetes, Botryosphaeriales, Botryosphaeriaceae. Gene Ontology annotation, molecular function: protein kinase binding; cyclin-dependent protein serine/threonine kinase regulator activity. The record is from RefSeq and is a predicted model, not a curated record. The transcript is spliced from 2 exons.
AUGCCUUCUUUCUACCGCCCGCCGAUGCCUCGGCAGCUGCCUCUCUCGCCGCCCGAGUUCAUCCCUAGCUACAACAGCAACGGCUGUGGAGGUAUGCACUACCAGCAGAACCCCUACGCUGCCCAGCACGGCGUCGCAGGCCACGAAGAACCUCGCUACGACUUCACAGAGCGCUACGGCCACAAUUCCGGCAUGGCUCCCCCGUCAAUCAUGUACCCCCAGCAUGGCGCCUACCAGAACACCAACGCGUCCGGCCUUCAGCAGCCUCACUACUACGAUUCCGUCGGCGCUUCCAUCCUUCCUCUUCCGAUGCCCGAGAUGGAGAUGCACCGUCAGAUCCAGCAAGAGCAGCAGCGCGUUGAUUCGCACAUGAAGGAAGAGAAGCCCGUUGGCGGUGUCUCUGCCAAGCUUGACUACGACAUGGAGACGAUGACGGAUUUCGUGUCUGAAAUGGCACAGGGAAUCAUCCAACCAGGUCGUCCUUCUCCUCCGUCGUUCCGGAAGUGGGUCCACCAAGUCCUCUGCGCGACGCGCCUUCCUUCCGCGACGAUUUUGCUCAGCAUGAACUACCUGUCGAUCCGCAUGGACAUGCUCUCGACUGGCACGCCCUUCAAGAGCAGCGACUCGCAGGUCUACAGGUUCCUGACCACUGCCCUGAUGCUGGGAAGCAAGUUCCUCGACGACAACACUUUCAUCAACCGAUCGUGGUCUGAAGUCAGUGGCAUCCCCGUGACGGAAUUGAACCAGCUCGAGAGGGACUGGCUUGUGGCCCUUGGCUACAACCUCCACCGCGAGCCGACCGAGUCGCGCGGGUUCAACUCUUGGCUCGACCACUGGAAGGAGUACGAGGCCCGUGUUGCCGCUCGCGCCGCUAACACGACCAAGUUGGCUCCCAUUAACACCAGGGUUCAGGGCAACCUCAACCGCUUGCGCUCGAUGCCCAAGUUGCCUUCACCGGUGUCCAACCAGAGCACGUACGGCAAGUCGCUGUCCUCGUGCGAAUCCUUCUCUCAGCAGGGCACGCCUGGUUACACCCAGUUCGAUCCUUGGCACGUCUCGCGUUCCGCGAACGAGCGUUCCCCUCCGCACACGCCGGAGUACUAUGGCGGCCCCGGCACCUGGGCGCCCCCGGAUGGCUACGCCCGUCGCAGCGUGUUUGGGUUCCCUCCAUUCCACCAGCUGCCCAGUCCUCAGGAGCAGGCGCCCAUGUUCCCUCAGGCGUACGCCCACUACGGACAGCACAUGUGGGGUGGCCACGGUGCCGGCUGCAACUGCCUGUACUGCGCCCGCCAGCACCCUUCGUACUUCAUGGCCCCCGGUUUCGGUCCUCAGUCGGUUACGGCGUAA